AACGACGAUUCUUCCAAUCGAAUCUCGUAUCAUUAUCGAAGAUUGUCUUAAAAGUUAAAUUUCGGCAAGGAAAGCCGGACAACUCGGCGUCUGUGUCUUGUUUUCGUUCCUAAUAUUUUACUUACAAAAAAAUAGUAUAAACAAAAGUACUAACUCGAGAUACAAAGCGAAUAUAAAGCAGGGACUUUGUCUUUUGCAUGGUACUUCGCUGUUAUUUCCCUUGAAGUAAGUACAGAGAUUAAAAUAAGAAGAAAAAAAAAACAGUCUCGGAUUUGAAAAUAUUUUUGUGCGUGAAAAGUAUGAAGAGAAAUUCAGAUGGUGGUGGACCGAGGGAGAAGAGAGCAAGACCAAACGGCCAAGAUGAUAGAGGAGCUUUGAGGCUCCUUAUACCUUCAAAGGUAGCUGGCUCUAUUAUAGGAAAGGGUGGAAGGAACAUCACGAGCCUCCGAAGUGACUUUAGUGCUCAGGUGCAGGUGCCAGAUUGUUCAGGUCCUGAACGUGUUGUAACAAUUUCCGGUACUGAACUAGAAACGUAUCUUAAGAUAGUUGAACGAAUUAUUCCAUCGUUGGAAGACCAGGGAAAGGAAGUCGACCUGCGUCUUUUGUUGCAUCAAAGCCUUGCGGGAUGUGUGAUCGGCAAAGGUGGUUCUAAGGUGAAAGAACUCAGGGAGAAGACUAAUGCCAAGAUAAAAAUAUUCGGCACGUGCUGCCCUCGUUCGACUGAUCGUGUUGUUUCUAUAAUUGGAAAGCCAGAAGUCGCUGUCGACGGACUCAGAGAAGUCCUCCUUCUCAUCAAAGACACCCCACAGAAAGGCUAUGCGGAAUCGUAUAAUCCCGAGUAUUUUGAAGACGGCUAUGCAGAAGAAUACGGUGGAUUUGGGCCUGCUCGCGUUUGGGACAGACCUGAUUUCAGAAUGCGUGAAAGUUCUGAGCAGGUGACUAUACCUAAAGAUUUGGCAGGUGCGAUCAUCGGAAAAGGAGGUAUGAGGAUACGAAGGGUACGCGGUGACUCCGGUGCUGAUAUAACAAUAGAUGAACCCCUUCCAGGCUCUAAUGACAGGAUUAUAACAAUAAAAGGAACUCAACAGCAGAUUCAAUUAGCACAGUAUCUGCUACAGCAAAGUGUGAGGGAAUCCCAACGAUAUUAGAAAUUGAAAAUAAAAAAUAUAUAUUUUAUAUAUAUAUAUAUUUGUGACAGUUUGCAUCUAUUUUUUAAGUACAUAUAUUUCAUAAUUUUUAAAAUACAAUAAAUUCACUUGAUAAAAGUAGGUUCCCCCCUCAAAGUAGGUAUGUAUAUUUAAAUAUAAAUUUAUACAUU
Molecule: messenger RNA, 1318 nt
Organism: Cimex lectularius (bed bug)
Lineage: Eukaryota; Metazoa; Arthropoda; Insecta; Hemiptera; Cimicidae
Product: heterogeneous nuclear ribonucleoprotein K-like
Exons: 2
Coding region: 300-1148 (282 amino acids)
Biological process (GO): regulation of transcription by RNA polymerase II; regulation of mRNA splicing, via spliceosome
Cellular component (GO): cytoplasm; nucleus
Molecular function (GO): mRNA binding
Source: RefSeq, a predicted model, not a curated record